AUGGAUGAAGCGAGUGUUCACCGAAAGUUAGAGAUUCAAGAGUUGGAGGAGAUAAGAAAUGAAGCAUUCGAGAGCUCACACAUCUACAAAGACAAGACCAAAGCAUUCCAUGAUAAGUACCUCUCACAUAAGACCUUUGAGAUUAGUCAAAAGUCGAGAUCAAAAGUAACAAAACAGGAAAAGUGUUCAAGUAAGUUACGGUCCCGGUGGGUGGGACCAUUGAUUGUUACUAAUGUAUUUAAUCAUGGUGCAGUCGAGAUCAAAAGUAACAAAACAGGAAAAGUGUUCAAGGUUAAUGGUCAUAGGUUAAAUGUCUUUUAUGAAGGUUUCCAAGAGAAAGACAUGGAGGCAUUACGGAGCAUGGAGCAUGGAGCUUGGAUCAUGGAUCAUGGUGCUCUGGAGCAUGAAAAGAAGAUGUACUGGUCAUGCCAUGGAAGAGCAUAUGAAGACAUAACCCAAGUCAUUGUUGCAUUAUCAUCAUAG
Lactuca sativa (garden lettuce) is the source of this 483-nucleotide messenger RNA. RefSeq lists its product as uncharacterized. The record is from RefSeq and is a predicted model, not a curated record. NCBI's taxonomy places the organism in Eukaryota, Viridiplantae, Streptophyta, Magnoliopsida, Asterales, Asteraceae.